This is a messenger RNA of Angiostrongylus costaricensis, 801 nucleotides long. The record is from the annotation of a GenBank genome assembly. NCBI's taxonomy places the organism in Eukaryota, Metazoa, Nematoda, Chromadorea, Rhabditida, Metastrongylidae.
AUGGCCGAAAUAGUGACCUUCGCUAAUGGAAAGAUAAUUUGCGGUCGAUGGAAAGUGUUGGCUAGGCUGGGUACCGGUGGAUGCGGAAGUGUCUACAAGGUUGAAGAUACGCAAAGAAAGGGUUAUAUAGCCGCUCUUAAGGCCGAGGCAAUACUUGAAAAUGAUAGUGGUGUUCUCAAGCUCGAAGCUGCAGUUUUAAAAAAAUUAGCCGAUCGGAAAAAUGUCAUAAGAUUGCUGCAAUCUGGAAAGCGCUUAAAGUACAGCUUCAUUGUUAUAACGAUAUGCGGUUCGGAUUUGAUGUCAUUGAAGAAAAAGGCACAGGAGGGCUUAAGCGAAAAUACAAUACUUCGCAUAGGCAUCUAUGCACUCUACGGAAUCAAACAGUUACAUGAAAUCGGGUUCGUACAUCGCGAUGUGAAGCCUGGCAAUAUGAUGAAUGGCAUGGUGCGAAACUUCGUUGUGCGUGAUCCUAAAGGAAUCUCAAUGAGGAAACCUCGUAAGAAUGUGCUGUUACGCGGUACACUACGAUAUUGUUCACUUGGUGUGCAUAGACGUCUAGAGCAGGGUCGUGUCGACGAUCUUUGGGCUAUGCUUUACAUGCUUACUGAGUUGUAUGUGGGAUUACCGUGGAAUCAUUUAACUGUCGAGAAGGAAAUCGUUAAAAUAAAAGAAAAUGAAUCAGAUGAGAAUGUAUUCAAGGAAUGUCCAGGUGAAUUUAUUUCAAUUGCAAAUUAUCUGCGUACUUUGAAUUAUCAAGACCGGCCAGACUACUAUAAACUGUAUAAUUGGGUGAGCCAUUGA